Molecule: messenger RNA, 3596 nt
Organism: Panicum virgatum (switchgrass)
Lineage: Eukaryota; Viridiplantae; Streptophyta; Magnoliopsida; Poales; Poaceae
Product: LEAF RUST 10 DISEASE-RESISTANCE LOCUS RECEPTOR-LIKE PROTEIN KINASE-like 2.4
Exons: 3
Coding region: 1394-3382 (662 amino acids)
Biological process (GO): protein phosphorylation
Molecular function (GO): ATP binding; polysaccharide binding; protein kinase activity
Source: RefSeq, a predicted model, not a curated record
CUAUAAGAACUGACCCUCCUUCGAUUUGCCUAGCUUCAUGCCUUUUUAAUCGCCACACCACGCAUCUCCACAUUUCCGGUUGCGUCAGUAAUUUUCAUCUCGUAGCUAGUCUCCUCCUGCGUGUGCCCGGUCUCCGUUGUGCGCGCGACCUUCAGUUCAGUGAGGACCGGACCGUCCCUGCUUUUUCAGUGUGGAACGAGGACCAGAGGAUACUGAACGCCCCAAGACCUGGUUUGCGUCGUUGGGUGGCUCUAGCAAGCAGACGAAUCUUUUUUUUUUCUUGCACGUCUGGAACACGUGAGGUGGCAGGCUCUUUGCUGGAGCGACCGCAAAACUAGUCUAUUUGUUUUGUUCAAAAACAAACAGAACCAAAAAAAAAAUAGACGGCAAAACUGGUCUAUCCAAAGACGUGUUUCCGGGGUUGGGGUCGCUAGUGAAAGUAUGCUUGCGGUUUUCUUACCUUUGCGAGAAAGUGAAAGCAUGAUUUAUGUUCGCUUUGAUAUCUUUUAUUCUUUUUUUUGAAGAAAAGUUCGCUUUGAUUUCAGUGGUUUACAGAACAGCGCUGACUUGGUCCCUGUUGUUCAGUGUAAUGCAGUUAUGUAGUUGCUGAUCCUUCGGUUUCACUCCCUCGCUUCUGGUUCAGGGAUCGCCAGUGAUCAGACCACGCGAUCCGGUUGCAUGCCGCCUUUGAUGUUUCUUCAGUCCUUUCUUGUCUCCUGUUCUGUUCCUGCUGAUUCCGGUGCUUUCACCUUACCAACGGCGCGCACGUUUGACUUGACCUAGCCACUACUCCUAUACAUGUGCACUUGUAUAUCUUCAGUCCAUUGGACAAUACGUGUUCAGUAGGAGUUAGCUCGCUACUAGUCUGCUAUCAUUGGGCAAAUGCACUUGUAAUCAGAGCUUUCCCAAUUCGUACUGGUGCGUGCCCGCCUGCGUCGAUCUUUGCCUCUGACUGAGUCCAGGCCCGGAGAUAUCUCGCCGGAGCCGAACUGCCACGAUCCCUGCUGCCGGACUCACCGCGUUCCCGACCAUUGACCGCUGCGGCGGCGGUACGCAUCCUCAUCUUCUCCUGCAUACCUUUCCAUAUUCUCCGCGCUUCUGGUUUCGAAACGAGGAAGAUUCAUUCGUGGUUGAUGGGGCUGUCAGGCUGUGUCCCUAACUCUGUAGCAAAUAUCCCUAACUCUUAAGCCGGCACUUUCACGGCACCGAUUGCCAUUAUACAAAGACCCAGCUGGUCCAAGUCAAUCACGUUCCUCUCCUGGGCCACCCAAUCUUCUUGGAAACCCGCUCCAGGCUGCGCCGGUCGCGACAUUGAAGUUUGAACGGAGCCGCGCGGCCGGUAAACAACGUAUAACUUGGGCGGCCUCCAGCUUCGCCUCGCUCCCCGUUAGCCAUGAGUCUCUUGCUACCCCGCCGCCGGCUGCCGCUUCUCCUCCUCGCCGUCUUGGUCGCCGCCUCCCAUGGCGUCCCUUCCAGCGGGGACGGCGACGGCGGCCGCUACGACCCCUCCAUGUGCUUGCGGCAGAAUUACACUUGCGGCGGCUUCAGCAUCAGCUACCCGUUCUACAUCAGGACGGGGGAUCUGCUGGGGAACACCAGCUCGUACUGCGGCUACCCCGGCCUGGAGAUCCAGUGCGAGGAAGACCAGGCGUUUCUGGAGCUCGAGAGCGGCAAGUACACCGUCACGCACAUCGACUACGACAACGACAACCUCACAGUCCAGCUCGUCGAUCCCGAGGUCCUCGACUGGAGGAACGGCUGCCCCAGAACCGACCACAACGUGACGCUCCGGAGCUUCGAAUGGCUCUUCUAUCCUAACACCACGGUCGACCUCCUCUUCUUCUUCAACUGCAACUUCCUCUCCGACUUGCCGUCUCAGCCGUCAGAAUCGAACGCCACCGCCUGCAGAUUCGAUGUCGGGCAGCCGUCGAUCGGGCUGUCCUUCGUGUUCUUGGAGCAAGACGUGCCGUUCCGGAACACGAAUUGGUGGCAGAAGUGCGGAUUAGUAACCGAAGUGCCCUUGCUCAAAUCUGUUCUCCCUCCUGAUCCACUAAAUGAUUCUGCAUGGAAGAACGGUGGGUAUGGCAGGGGCCUUAGUGAAGGAUUCCAGUUGGCGUUGAAUCAGAGUGGGAAGACCCAGGCGUGUGAGCAGUGCGAGAAAUCGGCGGGGCAGUGCGGCCACAACCAGACGGGGGGAUUCAGAGCCUGCUUGUGCUCCGGCGGUCAUGUCAGCGCUGCUAACAAUUGCACCGCCGAUCCUUCCGGAAGAUCAAAAUGGCAAAAAGGAGUGAUUAUUAUCGGCGUCUCGGCUGCUGCUGGUCUUGGCGUGCUUGCUGCCGCCGCAAUUUUUUUCAUCGUGCGCAAGAGGAAGAAGGAGGAUGUGAUCAACAUCGUGCCCAAAUAUGGUUUCCUGCCCUUUAAAUCGAAGAACGAACCAAGGAUUGAGUCCUUUCUACAAAAGAAUGGGAACCUACAUCCGAAAAGAUACACUUACGCAUAUGUGAAAAGAAUGACAAAGUCUUUUGCUGUGAAGUUAGGCCAAGGUGGAUUUGGUGCUGUAUACAAAGGUAACCUUUCUAAUGGCAGCCAGGUAGCAGUUAAGAUGCUAAAGGACACCAAGGGUGAUGGGGAGGAAUUUAUGAAUGAGGUGGCUAGCAUUAGCAGAACUUCUCAUGUCAAUGUUGUCACACUUUUAGGAUUUUGUCUGGAAGGAUCCAAAAGGGCUCUCAUUUACGAGUACAUGCCUAACGGUUCACUUGAAAGGUAUGCCUUCAGCACCGGUAUGAGUAGUGAAAAUUCACUAAGCUGGGAGAAAUUAUUUGACAUAGCAAUUGGCAUUGCUCGAGGACUUGAAUAUCUCCACCGAGGAUGCAAUACUCGCAUUGUGCAUUUUGAUAUCAAACCCCACAAUAUUCUAUUAGACCAAGAUUUUUGCCCUAAGAUAUCUGAUUUUGGAUUGGCCAAGCUAUGCCCGAAUAAAGAGAGUGUUAUCUCCAUUGGUGGUGCAAGGGGAACAAUAGGAUACAUUGCCCCUGAGGUGUUCUCAAAGCAAUUUGGAACAGUCAGUACCAAAUCCGAUGUUUACAGUUAUGGAAUGAUGGUGUUUGUGAUGGUUGGGGCAAGGGACAAGAAAAUCAAUGCAGAUAGUGAAUCUAGUAGCCAGUAUUUCCCUCAGUGGAUUUAUGAACAUUUGGAUGACUAUUGUAUCAGUGCUUCUGAGAUUAAUGGUGAGAUCACAGAGCUCGUGAGAAAGAUGAUAGUAGUAGGUCUGUGGUGUAUACAAGUGAGUCCAACUGGCAGGCCAACAAUGACUAGAGUCGUCGAGAUGCUAGAAGGCAGCACAAGUAAUCUGGAGUUGCCACCAAAGGUACUCUUGAGUUGAUAAGGGUCCAUAUGUUCCUAAUAAAGUGUAGCUUACUGGUACAAUGGUACCAGGUUGCACAAGUGCAAAUAUUUGCUGUUCAUUGAAAAACUAAGGGUAUGAUAAGCUUCUUCUUCCUAAAACAAAACACCUCCAGGCUUUUCAAACCACAUACUCAGUAUAACACUCCAGAUAGUGCAGAGGUCAAAUCAAUCAUUUUGGAAUUCUUCACUUC